AUGUCUAAUAGUGCAAGGGACGAUUAUGUGGUCCUCAAAAACUCCAUGACAUUUCCACCAUCUCCUCCCCUAUCACGACAUUCAAACGACUCUGACGAUUCUUUACGCGCUUUGGAAGUUUCUCAUGGCCCAGCCUCAACUUCGCAUAGAGCUGGCCGUGGAAGGUCGUAUUCAAUAACUGGAUUCGAUUUCCAGCAUGAUCUACUGCCGCUGAGCGCCAGUGUAACUGACCCUGGAAAUUUGCACGCUGAGAGCACGGAGAAAAAUAUCAGUCUGAUUAAUGGCAUUGCUUUGGUGGUGGGCUUGCAGAUUGGUUCUGGAAUAUUCUCAUCUCCGGGAGUAGUGGUUGCUAAUACCCACAGCGUGGGCGCGAGUUUGAUAGUGUGGUUUGCCUCUGGUCUACUGGCUUGGACAGGGGCAAGCAGUUUCGCUGAACUUGGAUCUGCCAUUCCUCAAAAUGGAGGUGCCCAGGCUUACCUCUCUUACGCUUAUGGUCCCCUGGUUUCCUAUCUUUUUGCCUGGACAGCAAUCAUCGCUCUAAAACCAGGCGGCAAUGCUGUUAUCAGCCUCAUUUUUGCUGAAUAUCUGAAUCGAAUGUUUUGGCACAGUACACAAGCCGAUGUAUCACCGGAUGAAAUCCCACAAUGGGCAAUCAAACUUACUGCAAUUGGGGCAAUCGUUGUAGUCACGAUUCUCUGCGUCGCUGCUAAGAAGCUGGGAACGCGUGUUGCAGUGGUUUUCACAACUGUUAAAAUUCUUGUGACGGUCUUGGGGAUUGUACAACUCGCCCGCGGAAAAGCUUCCAGCUCUCUUCGAGAGCCCCUUUUUGCUGGGUCGAGUACAAGUCCAUCGUCGUAUUCUCUUGCCUUCUACUCUGGAUUAUGGGCCUUUGACGGCUGGGAUCAAGCUAAUUUUGUGGGCGGGGAAAUUAGCCACCCGGAAAAAAAUAUACCGCGUGCUAUUCACUCUAGCAUGAUACUUGUAACCCUCUUAUUCUUGUUAGCUAAUAUCUCUUAUUUUGUUGUUCUGGAUAAAACUACUGUUGGGCUGAGCAAUACUGUGGCGAUGGAUUUUGGGAGAGCUUUGUUUGGACCCAUUGGUGGUACACUGUUUGCAUUCAUGGUCGCAUUUUCUUGUUUUGGAGCCUUGAAUGGUUCUUUUUUCACUUCGUCAAGAUUGGUGUAUGCAGCGAGCCGGGAACGCUAUCUGCCGGCGGUGUUCGGUAAACUGCAUUCGACUCGCCGGACUCCAUUGAAUGCUGCGCUUUUACAAUCUGGGAUCACCAUCGCAUUCAUUUUAAUUGGAAGUGGCUUUCGGUCUCUGAUCAAUUUCUCAGUUGUUGCUUCUUGGGCGUUCUAUUUCCUGACGGUUUUGGGUCUAGUGAUACUGAGAAUCAAAGAACCUAUGUUAGAAAGACCAUAUAAAACAUGGAUUAUAACUCCCCUCACAUUCUGCGGUGUUGCUCUAUUCCUUCUUUGCAUGCCCAUCAUAGCUGCUCCUGCAGAGGCUAUUGCUGUGUUGGCCUUUGUGCUUGCAGGUAUUCCUGUAUACUAUAUGACACAAUCACCGGAAGACGAAGGGCAAUCGCGCAUAGCUCUAUGGUUUGGAAGUCUUAUGGAUAGACUUCGCGGUCGUUCAAGAGCAGCGGAUGGAUGGCAAGCAGUCGCUACAGAUAAUGAAGAGACAAUGGAGCUUCGCCCUGCUCGAGACCGCUUCUUUAGUGAGCAUACCUACAAAUUCGAUGUCAAGAUGACUUGCUCUGGCUGCUCCGGCGCCGUCACUCGCGUUCUCGAGAAGGCCAAAGCCGACGGUGUUUCCUCGUUCACGGUGAACCUUGAGACCCAGGAGGUUCUUGUCAAUGGUACUCUUCCCUACGACGACGUUCUUGCCAGGAUUAAGAAGACGGGAAAAGAGGUUCGUUCUGGAACAGUAGUAGCUUGA
This is a messenger RNA of Psilocybe cubensis, 1941 nucleotides long. RefSeq lists its product as uncharacterized. Gene Ontology annotation, molecular function: metal ion binding; L-amino acid transmembrane transporter activity. The transcript is spliced from 21 exons. Gene Ontology annotation, biological process: amino acid transmembrane transport. Lineage: Eukaryota; Fungi; Basidiomycota; Agaricomycetes; Agaricales; Agrocybaceae. Bases 1 to 1941 code for a protein of 646 amino acids. The record is from RefSeq and is a predicted model, not a curated record. Gene Ontology annotation, cellular component: membrane.